Messenger RNA from Mobula hypostoma (lesser devil ray), 6463 nucleotides. RefSeq names its product PCF11 cleavage and polyadenylation factor subunit (gene pcf11). The transcript has 16 exons. The record is from RefSeq and is a predicted model, not a curated record. Lineage: Eukaryota; Metazoa; Chordata; Chondrichthyes; Myliobatiformes; Myliobatidae. Gene Ontology annotation, biological process: termination of RNA polymerase II transcription. Bases 181 to 5700 code for a protein of 1839 amino acids. Gene Ontology annotation, molecular function: mRNA binding; RNA polymerase II complex binding. Gene Ontology annotation, cellular component: mRNA cleavage factor complex; cytoplasm.
AGGGGAAGGAGUGGACGUGUGGAGCUGUUGAGGACAGUUAACUGUAGUUUUGACUUGGUUUUAGAAAGGACUUCCUUACUAUGCGUUCAUUUAGAGAGUAAAUACGUAUUUUUUAAGGGGAGGCUUUUUUUUAUAUCCGUGAGGUAUUAGUGAACGGAAGGAGUUUUCAUUUAAAACGCAAUGAUGGCGGAAGACGCGGCGAAGGCGGACGCCUGUAAAGAAUAUCAGUCGUCGCUAGAAGACCUGACUUUCAACAGCAAACCGCACAUCAACAACCUCACCAUCUUGGCCGAAGAGAACCUGAAGUACUCGCCGGAAAUCGUCAAGUUAAUCGAAGCACAAAUAUUCAAGGCACCAGUUUCAGAGAAACUUCCAGUAAUGUAUCUCAUGGAUUCCAUUGUGAAGAAUGUUGGAGGAAGCUAUAUCACACUCUUUGCUCAAAACUUAGGUGUUACAUUUUCUAGUGUAUUUGAAAAGGUGGAUGAGAGCACUAGAAAAAGUUUGUUUAAAUUGCGUUCCACGUGGGAUGAUAUGUUUCAACUGACGAAACUUUAUGCCUUAGACGUCAAAGUCAACAAAAUAGAUCCUGCAUGGCCUAUUAAGCCUUUACCACCAAAUGUGAACAGUUCAAGUAUUCAUGUAAAUCCCAAGUUUUUAAAUAGAUCGCUUGAAGAACCCAGCACCUCAAGUUCCACAGUUGCUCCUGUUAGCUCAGCCAAACAAAACAUAGCUGAGUCACAGAAAAACAUAACACAGGAGCAAGAGCAGUUUAUAAGACAGCAACUAUUAGCAAAACAAAAGCAGUUACUUGAGUUGCAACAGAAGAAGUUGGAACUGGAAUUAGAACAGACAAAGGCACAACUGAUUGCUUCACUUGCUUCCCAACACCCCAUUCCUGAUUCAAUGGUAAACCUUGGACAUUCAAAACAACAUGUACCAAUUACAAAAGUUUCUCCCAUGCUUGCACCGGGGUCAGCAAAGCCAACUCCAGCUGCAGUCAGACCUUUGCAACAAGAAUUGGCUCAACCAGAAAGAUCUCAGGCAGCACAUGUCAGUGAUACCAAAGCAUCAAAUAGAGAUCCUCGCAUAAAUAGGCCCAGUCACCAGACAAGAGAUCCUGCUAAGAAGGAAGGGCCAACGCAAACACUGAAAUGUGAAAAGAAUGUAAGCAAAAAAAAUAGCCCAGCUAGAGUAUCCUCUGAGAAGUCAGGAAAUCAGGCCAGUGUAUCAAAACCAGACAAAGAUAAGGUCAAUGACAGAUCGGCCAGAAGGGAGUCCAAAGUGUCAGAAGGAAAAUCUAAAGUGGUUUCGCCAGUGAAAAAUAAGUUGCCUGUUAAAAAUACUAGAAAAAUGGACACUGAUAAGGUAAAAGUAGAAGCUGCAAAGAGAGAUCCAAGAUUGCGAAAGUCUUCUCAAGAUAAGACUGAUGGCAAAGUAGAAUCCAAAGAAAGGAGGGAAAGUACUGAGAAAAAGGUGGAGGAAGAUCAAAAUAAAGGAACUGAACGUAAGCCUUCAGUAAACAGAAACAGACCAAUCAAUGGCAUUCUGGGAAAUGAAAAGGAUGGCAAAGAGAUUGAAAGAGAUAGUAAAUCUGGAGGAUUUAAUUUUAGAUCACAUCCAAGAUCAUCAAGAUCACGGUCCCCAAGAUCACGGUCACCUAUAUCACGUUCAACAAGACAGAGAAGUAGGUUGUCACCCAAAAGGAGACGUAUAAGUGUUUCACCACUUUCCAAAGUGCAAGACAAAGAAAAACUGGCAAAAAGGCCCUUGUCUGAUGAGUAUAAACAAGGCAGUAACUGGGAACAUCGAGAUCUUAGAAAGAAAGCUAAUGCCAAACCAGAAGCAAGAGAUUCACGGAAGCCCAAGAGGACACGAGAUGAGAGGGGUCAGGAAUCACAAGCUGUACGUCCUGAAAACAGAAAUUCCCCCAGACACUCCCCUGAACCAAAGGAAAAUGUUGAAAACUGGCAUGACCCUCCAUCUGCCAAAAGGUGGAAAUCUGGGUGGGAGGAAGCUAAAAGCUUGAAGCAAAAACAGGAUACUCAAGUACAUACAAAAUAUCCACAUCAGAAGGAAGUUUAUCCUGGAAGUAAAGGAAUUCUGUCUCCUCGAACACCACGCCAGCAAAGAAUGAGUGUUGAUGCAAAUUUACAAAUCCCCAAAGAAUUGACAAAUGCUAGCAAGAGAGAUUUACUGAAAAAAGCAAAUCAACGACUAGCAGCUGCAGAGAUAAGUUAUGAUGAGUUUCUUGUUGUUGCUCAUCAAAUCAAUCAAUUGUUCCAGUACCAAGAGGAAAAGAAUAGGUCUGGUGAUUGGCAAGCAUCCCACGUUUCUCCAAGGGGUUUUAAAGCUGAUCUUAAGGGAGAUUCUCCAGCUAGAACUCAAGGUAAAGGUGGAUCUUUAUCUGAAGCAGAACUGAGCUAUUUUGAGCAUAUGUCUAAAUUAAAACGAACCAGGGUUCAAUCAGAACAAUUGCAUGAUGCAGAACCUCGUUGGAAAAUGAGAGAGAGCCGUAAGGAUGUAUCUAGUGAUCUUUCUCUUGAUGUAAGAGAAGAUGCCGAUCAAGGAAGCAAGUCCCCAAAUGUGAACAGCUACAGACAUGACACAAGAGGCACUUUUCAGGAAAGGAGACUUGGGGAAAAAAGAGAAGCAAAUGAGAGUAUGCAUCACACUGAAGGAAGGCAUUCAGAAAGAAGAAAACCUUGUGAUAAAACUGUGAGACAUUCUCCUAUUGGUGAUAAUAGACAGUCACAUGACAAACAUUGUGACCGUGUGUCACCGCCACAUCAACGCAUGAGUCCUUUAGUAGACGAGCGAAACCAAAGUAACAUUCGUGACAGCAAAAAACAGGUAGAUGAUGCUUUGCCAACUAAACAAAGAAAUUCACCAAAUCCUGAAGAUCGAUACAAAACCGAUUCUAGCCAUGGAAUGAGACAGCCAGAACUGGCACGGAGCGAACAUCAUAAGGAUCAGCGGCAAGGAGCACAUCAAUCUGAAAGAGAUCUCAAAGAACUUGGUCCAAGAGAAAGACCAGAUUCCAAAAGAGAUGAGCCAAGGCAACGUGACCGUCAUUCAGAAGAGAGAUCAGCUUAUGAUGCACCAUUGAGGACUGCUGGACUAGUUGAAAAUCAACGCAUGAGAUCAAGUGUACCUGAAAUUCCACAGAGAUUUAGAGAACUAAGUGACAGAGCAGGGCCAGGAAAAUCUGUGCCUCUAAGAAAUGUGGAUAAAAUGAGAAAUGAACCCAUUGAAUCAGACAGGACAUGGGUUCGUGGAAGGGAUGGAUCUCCAAGCUGUGACAUGCACGUUACUGGAUCUAGGAUGAGGAUGCAGGAUCUCCCGGAGCAACUUGUCCAACCUGUUAAUAAUAGCCCUGACCACUCUGGUCUUUGGAUUGAGGGCAUUCCAGGGCAACCCGGCAAACAUUUUGAUGGACAGGCUGGUGCAUGUUUUGAUGGUCCCCACAGGGGGCACCCUGCUGCAUGCUUUGAAUGUCCGGGUAACCUGCGUGUAGGUCAACCCUGUGUACGCUUUGACGGUCCUGGUGGCCCACGCUCUGGGUUCCGUUUUGAAAGUACUCGUCCAAGGCAACUUGGGCCACAUUUUGAUGGCCCCCGCAUGGGACAGCCUGGACCACGUUUUGAUGGUCCUCGCCCAGGGCAGCUUGGCCCACGAUUUGAUGGCCCACACCUUGUUCAGCCUGGGGUGCGUUUUAAUGGUCCACAUGUAGUGCAGCCUGGGGUACGGUUUGAAAAUGCAGGUGGUCAGCCAGGGGUUCUCUUUGAGGGUCCACAGCCUGGUGCUCGCAUUGAAGGUUCACAUCCUGGUCAUUUUGACAAUCCAGGUCGUCAUCCAGGCCAGCCAAGCUCACGCUUUGGACUGCCUGCAGGACAGCCAGGCACACAGUUGGACAAUUCUGGAGGUCAUCUAGGGCACCCUCGUUUUGAUCCACAUCCUGGGCAGCCUGCUAUGCACUUUGAUGUCCCACAUCCAGGACAAUCAUGCAUACGCUUUGAUAACCCUGAUGGUCUUGUAGGGCAGCCACACUUGCGUUUUGAUGGUCCACAAUCUGGACCACCCCAUAUGCACUUCGAUGGUCCAGGUUCACGCCUAGGGCCACCAAUUGCACGCUUUGAUGGUCCACGUCCAGGUCAACUAGGUGCACGUUUUGAUGGCCCUGGUGGUCAUGCAGCACCAUGUGGUAUGCGCUUUGAUGGCCCACAGAUUGGGCAGCCCGGCGCACAUUUUGAUGGUUCAGGCGGUCAUCCAGGGCAACCUGCCAUUCGUUUUGAUGGUCCUACUGGAAGUCGUUUUGACAUAAUAGCUGCACAACCAGGGACACAUUUUGAAAGUUCUCGUGGGCCACAGUUUGACGGGGCUCCAGUGCAUCCUGAUCCUAGAAACGGUCAUUUAUUUAACAGUCAUCCACCAAGCUCUCAAUAUCAGGGAAGGGGCCUUGAUGGACAAUCUGGACCCAGAUUUAACAUGCCUCAAGGAUCUCCUUUUAAUGAGUCUGGCAUACAUGGAGCAACAACUUUGGCCAAUCCAACCUACAUGCCAACAGCUGGUCCUUGCUUCGAUGGUCAGACACCAUUACCCCGAGUGGAAAGACCACAUGAUCAGUAUGAACCAGCAUGCGGGACCUUUUAUAACAAUAACCUUUCUUCAUUACCUGAAAACCUGCCUCGCCAACAACAGCCUGUUAAUGCCAUAACUAGUUUCUCCAGCAGUCAGAUUUCAUACAGUCAAGGGCAACAGUACUUGCCAUCUCAAUCUUCUGUUCCAGUUACGCAGAUACAGCAAGGAUCAUCUUUUGCACCUUUGGAGAAUCAUUUGGGACAAGUGGAUGUGAAUGAGCUGGUUUCAAAGCUGAUUUCUAUAGGAAUUUUGAAGUCAAAUCCAGUGGAAUCCACGCUCACACAGGGUGAUUCUCAAGCUUCCGCUAUUGAAGAUGAUGAGGAGGAAGAAAAUGAGGAAAACAUUCCAGAUCUUACCAACUUCCAGGUUGAGGAGCUGAAACAACGGUAUGAUGGUGUUAUCAGUCGCCUAUACACAGGUAUUCAGUGCUAUUCUUGUGGAAUGCGGUUCACAGCAUCACAGACUGAUGUUUACGCAGACCAUUUGGACUGGCAUUAUCGUAUGAAUAGAAUGGAAAAGGAUGUAACUAAGAAAGUAACGUACAGAAAGUGGUACUACAGUUUAACGGACUGGAUAGAAUUUGAGGAAAUUGCUGACCUGGAAGAACGUGCUAAAAGUCAAUUCUUUGAGAAGGCCCAUGAAGAAGUUAUACAGAGAACGCAAGAAGCUGCAAAGGAAAAGGAAUUUCAAAGUGUUCCUGCUGGACCUGCUGGAGUACAUGAGGUCUGUGAAAUUUGUCAAGAAGCUUUUGAGCAGUAUUGGGAUGAAGAUGAAGAAGAAUGGCAUCUGAAAAAUGCAGUUCGUGUGGAUAAUACUACAUAUCAUCCAGCAUGUUAUGAAGAUUAUAAAAAUGCUUCAUUUACAGAUUCAACUCCAUCUCCAAGUGAAGCUCCUUUAGAAAACCCACUACAUUUAGUUAUUAAACAGGAACAAUUGGAUGUUAAUAGCAAGACCUCAGAUCUGGCCAGCAGCUGCAAAAACACUGAGACUGAAGGCAGCUGUGUGUUGACAGACAUGAAGAAUGAAAAAGAUACUGCAACUGUGAAAGUGGAAUCUGUUUAAGUCUUUUAUGAAGUGAUUUUUUUCACUUAACAGACUUCAGUAUUAGAGGACAAAAGAAUGGUUGGAUUUGAUGUAUCCAUUCAUAUGAGAGUCUCUUACAAUAGUGAAGUAAUACUACCUCUUGAAACAUUUAAAAUCAUUGGGGAAACAUGCAAAACAGCAAUAGUUCAUUCUAUCUUCAAGGAUCGUCAAAUUUAAACCCUCCCCAUUUGUUUUAUAUUUUAUUAUUUGAGGCAGGGAUCUCAGUUGAAGUUAACUAUUGAAUACAUUUUGGUAUUUGUAUGUUCAACUGCAUGUGCAGUUCAGGUGUGCAUUACUGUGUGAGUGCUGCAUAUGUGUGAAUGCACUUGUGGAAUGAAAAUGUUGCUUUUUUGUAAGAAUGUAAAUUCUAAUAAAAUAAAAUAUUUUUGAAAUGUUUUGUGUACAGUUGAGGCAGUGUUUAAGUUAAGUUUUAAAUAUUUAUGGUGCAAUGAAAAUGAAUACUUUGGUUCAUUUAAGAAAUUUGUUAAAAUUACAGGAUCUGAACCAUUGAGAAAAGGAAAUAAAAUUAUUGAUAUUUACCUGACAAGUUACUUUGGUUUUUUUUCAUGUGGGCUCCUGCAUUACAAAUUGCUCUUGAUAGUAAAACUUAAUCCUGCGCACCUGAAGAUGAACAAUGCAGUGUUGGAACUACCGGUAUUUGAAUUAACCUUGUAUGUACUAAACUAAAUAAACCAGCUGGACACAAUAUUUGUCUAUUUAUUUAUGUAAAUUUGAAUUAAAA